GGAUUUUUAGAUUCGAAGCAGCACACACACUGGUCACACCCGCCAUGCUGCGAGCGAUAGCGACUAAAAACUUGACAAGCUCCUGCAACAACGGUCAACUAUUUUAACGACCAAAGAAAGACAAAGAGGAUAUUUUUUUUACCAACAGAUCUCCUGGGUGAUAUGGAGUGAAGUAGGAUAAAGAGAGAAUCUAUUCCAGUUGAGACAUAUCAAUGCAAAGCCAUUAAAGAUCUGUGAUGUAAACCAUCCCAUCCUUCACUCCCCUGUUUCCAGCUACUGUGCAAGACAGAAAAAGCAGUUUCAUGAAUCAAUAUUCGCUAGUUGAAGCCAUGACAGACAAAGGAAACUUCACGGUUCCGAAGCUGCUCCCGGAAUCCAACAUGGUGUUCGGAGUUCUAGGUGUGUUCUUGGGUCUACUCCUUGAGGUUUCCACACACGGACCCCACAGCGUUCCCCGGACCUCCUGGAAACACGAAGAGCUCAAUUUGGUGGAGUUUUCUGAGCCAGGAAUCUUCAACUAUUCCACUCUGUUGUUGAGUGAGGAUAAGGAUGUGCUGUAUGUUGGAGCAAGGGAGGCCAUCUUUGAACUCAGCAUGACCAAUGUGUCAAUCAAGAACAACAAGGUUCAAUGGAAGGCCUCUGAAAACCACAUGACGAUGUGCAUCUUAAAAGGAAAAUCUAAAGAGACAGACUGUCUAAACUACAUCCGGGUGUUACAAGUGUUUGACGACAACCGACUGUAUGUCUGUGGGACACAUGCUUUUCAGCCUGUCUGUUACUACCUGUCCCUAAAGGAUUUCAGUCUGGAGGGUUCAGCGGAGGACGGGAGAGGGAAGUGUUCCUUUGACCCAUCUCAGAGCUUCACUACGGUCAUGGUUGAUGGAGAACUUUACUCUGGAACCUCAUAUAACUUCUUAGGAAGUGAGCCGAUCAUCUACAGAUAUUCUCUUUCACAGAGUCUGCGGACAGAGUAUUCAACAUCUUGGCUGAACGAACCCAGUUUUGUUUUUGCUGAUGUCAUCAGAGAGGGGAAGAACAGUGCAGAUGGCGAGGAUGAUAAGAUCUACUACUUCUUUACUGAGGUCUCUGUGGAGUACGAGUUCUUUGGCAAGCUGCUCAUCCCCAGGAUAGCACGCGUCUGUAAGGGUGAUCUGGGAGGCCAGCGGACACUACAGAAGAAAUGGACCAGUUUCCUGAAGGCCAAGCUGGUGUGUUCCAUGCCAGAGCUCAACUUUGUGUUCAACGUGGUUCAUGACGUGUUCAUACUGAAGACUCCUGACUGGAGAGAGACGGUCAUCUACGGAGUGUUCACAUCCCAGUGGGGAAAUGUAGGCCUGUCUGCAGUGUGUGCCUACGACAUGUCGUCAGUUGAAAAGGUGUUCUCCAAUGGGAAGUACAUGCAGAAAGCAACAGUGGAACAGUCUCACACCAAGUGGGUGAGAUACAACGGAAACACCCCCACCCCUCGCCCAGGAGCUUGUAUCAACAACCACAACCGUCUCCAGAACAUCAACAGCUCUCUCCACCUGCCUGAUAAGACACUACAAUUUGUAAAAGACCAUCCCCUACUGGAAGACCCCGUCCUUCCCAUCGGCAACGGGCCCAAACUCAUCACCAAGGACGUCAACUACACCCAGAUCGCUGUGGAGAGGGUGCAGGCGCUGGACAACAACGUAUAUGACGUCAUAUUCACCGGGACCGAUAAAGGAAUCCUGCACAAAUCAGUGGUGUAUGAAGGAGAGGUCCAUACAGUAGAAGAGAUUCAGCUUCUCCACAACUCUGAGCCUAUCAAGACCUUGCUUCUGUCAUCACAAGGGACGAGGUCCCUGUAUGCUGGCUCUGACUCGGGCGUGGUGCAGUCUCCUACUGCGUUCUGUGACAAGUACCCAUCCUGUUCAGACUGUAUCUUGACCCGGGACCCUUACUGUGCCUGGGACCCAGACUCCUCCACCUGUGUCAACAUCUUCCACACCCAGGGCCUCACACACCGGAACUUGAUCCAGAGCCUUAACGGUGAUGCAGACAAGUGUCCCUCAGCGCCAGGUCUCUCUGUGGAAGACUACCAACGUGUGACAGUUAAACCAGGGAGCUCAGCUGAGCUGCCAUGCCUGGUUCAGUCCAACCUGGCCGUGGUGGUCUGGAAGGUGAACGGCAGCACCAUGACCGAGGCCUCCAAGUUCCACCUGAUGGGUGAGACAGGUCUGCUCAUUUACAGCGUGGCCCCAGAGGACCAGGGCCUGUACGAGUGCUGGUCACUGGAGUGGGCCCCUGUUGCAGGGAAGAACUUCAGCCGCCUCCUGGGUGGGUAUGUCCUAGGCCUGGAUGUCCCCAGGAGGCCUUCACCGCGAGGCCACCCCCCUCAGACAGUCACCCUCAGCUCCGCUCACCCCCACCACCAGUCCACCGCUGCCGCUGAAGGUAAUAACGGUAACACCGUGAGACCCCUCCCACUAACUUCAGCCCCUCCCAGCUCCACCGCCCUCACCUCACCACCACCCACUCACAGCGCCUCGCCAUCACUAACCACGCCCCCCAGCAGCAGCACCGCCAGGCUUCAGCCCAAGCUCCUUCCCCCCAGCUCCAGCGACGCCGAUGAGACCCGGGACCCUGCGACAGAGUACCUCCAACACGACAGCAGCAGCACUUUCCUCUUCCUCUUCCUCCUCUUCUUCCUCCUCUUCUUGGCUGCCUUGGUCUACAACUGUUACAUGCAGUACCUACCAGGGCCGUGUCUUCGUCUGCGUGCGGCUCUGUUGGGAAGCCAGAAGAAGCCCCAGCCUGAGUAUUUAGCCUGCGAGGCCGGCCUCAUGGAGCCUGUCACGGUAGAGAAGCUGGACGUAAAGGAUCAGAUCCACCUGAAUCAGAACGGGGCACAGCUCCGAGCCCUGAGAGACACCGGCUACGAGACCGAGCCAGAGUGUAGCAACGGCAGGAUCCCCUGUCGCAGCUACGGGGGGGAAGACAGUCCUUCUAAAGAGAAGCCCUUUGACGUGGACUGUGACUCACAGCCCAUUGAAUAUGCAGACGCGGAUCUAGACGCGUCACCGUACUGAAAGAUACACAUCCCAGCUUCUCUCUUUACUAGUGAAUAUUAAGGCUUGUUAUUUAUAGGGGUACUCUCCCUCGUUGUCUCUCUCUACAUAGUGGGCCUAUAUAUACAAACCUGUGUGUUAUACAUGGGUAAACGUAAGCUCAGUGGCCACCUCUCUUUCAGAAGGACAGACAGAGGCAGAUUACUUCAGUUAUUAGGAGGUCAAGUCACACAUCCCGCUUGCCUUCAGAGAUUCUCUUACUCACUCUACAUACCCCAAGAUCAAUACAAUCUAGGACCUACUAACUAAAUAUUAAAAUCAUAGCCUAAUCUCUGUGCAAACCUGUAACCCUCUCUCUCGGCAUUUUCCAGCAAGAAACGCUGAUUUUUAUUCCAAAUUGGAAACAUUGUUUACCAAAUUGGUAAGUUAACUUGAUGUUUUCCAAAUUGGAGCCUUUUAGUUAUUUUUUUUAUACAAUGCGGGGAAAACUCUUCUAACGCUUGUUAAUUUUUUUCUGAAUGUUCAGUGAAUAAGGCUAUUUGAUAUAGUAGGUCAGCUGCUUUCCAUCCCAACCUCUAGUACGUUCUCCUAUAGAACCUCUAGUACGUUCUCCUAUAGAACCUCUAGUACGUUCUCCUAUAGAACCUCUAGUACGAUCUCCCAUAGAACCUCUAGUACGUUCUCCUAUAGAACCUCUAGUACGUUCUCCUAUAGAACCUCUAGUACGUUCUCCUAUAGAACCUCUAGUACGAUCUCCCAUAGAACCUCUAGUACGAUCUCCCAUAGAACCUCUAGUACGAUCUCCCAUUGAACCUCUAGUACGAUCUCCUCUAGAACCUCUAGUACGAUCUCCCAUUGAACCUCUAGUACGAUCUCCUCUAGAACCUUUAGUACGAUCUCCUCUAGAACCUCUAGUACGAUCUCCUCUAGAACCUCUAGUACGAUCUCCUCUAGAACCUCUAGUACGAUCUCCUCUAGAACCUCUAGUACGAUCUCCCAUAGAACCUCUAGUACGAUCUGUAAAUUCUCAGGGACGGUUCGUUAGUUCGCUCUAAGCCUUGUUCACUACAAUGGGAGGGUGGUGGUUAGAAAAAGGUAUGUGAUAAACAGAUAAAACCACUGGUGGCCAGUGACUGACUGAAGGAAGAGGUGUGGUACGACUGUGGUAUGAGAUCUAUAGAUAUUUAUACAACGGGUGGGUGUAAUCCUGGACGCUGAUUGGUUAAAACCGCAUUCCAACCGGUGUCUAUUCCACAAGU
Coregonus clupeaformis (lake whitefish) is the source of this 4291-nucleotide messenger RNA. Its product is annotated as semaphorin-4D. Lineage: Eukaryota; Metazoa; Chordata; Actinopteri; Salmoniformes; Salmonidae. Gene Ontology annotation, biological process: negative regulation of axon extension involved in axon guidance; neural crest cell migration; negative chemotaxis. The record is from RefSeq and is a predicted model, not a curated record. The transcript is spliced from 17 exons. Gene Ontology annotation, molecular function: semaphorin receptor binding; chemorepellent activity. The coding region runs from base 303 to 3053 and encodes 916 amino acids.